This is a messenger RNA of Hydra vulgaris (swiftwater hydra), 5346 nucleotides long. RefSeq lists its product as uncharacterized. Gene Ontology annotation, biological process: protein dephosphorylation. NCBI's taxonomy places the organism in Eukaryota, Metazoa, Cnidaria, Hydrozoa, Anthoathecata, Hydridae. Gene Ontology annotation, molecular function: protein tyrosine phosphatase activity; protein binding. The record is from RefSeq and is a predicted model, not a curated record.
UCGGAUGUCUCUUCUAGGAUUUACGGCGUAUUCAAUUCAUUUUUUUACGUUGAGUUAAAUGAUCUUAAUUUUAUUAUUGUCAACACUUUUUGGAGACGCAAAAAAUUUUGCCCAGUUUAUUGGCUGAAAUUGAAAAAUUAAAAAUUGAGCCAAAAAUUCAAGUCAAAUUAUUAUUUGUCCAUUCAAAGUACCAUAUUGUAAAUUAUCAAGACACAAAUACAAUUUUUUUUGCUUAUUCGAUAUAAUUAAAUAUGCUUUCGUCCAAAAAACUUGUGUACAUUUUAAAGAAAUAUAGUGUUGGAAACUUGCGUGUAAAUGCAUUUAAGUAAAAUUUUAAAUUUAAAAAAAUGAGAUGGAAGUGGUAUCUUAUGUCUCUGUUCUGUAUUUUUUUCUACACAAAAGUUACUUACGGGUGCAGUUAUACAAACUUGGAGUUAUCAAGCUGGUUUAUGAAUGUUAGUUCAAACGAUGAAAACUAUCAUGCAAAUGUUGAAGACAGAAAUUCAAGUACAAGGUAUUUAUGUCUGAGUGGAAAAUCAACUGAUCUAAAUUUAUCCAUAUCGAUUAAAAAUCCAUCUUUUCUACAUUCUGCUAGAUUUUUAUUUGACUCAUAUAAAGUUAAAAAUAUCUUUUACAGCUAUGACAAUGAAAUAUGGUUUCCUUUAAUAACUAGUUUGACCGCAGGAGAACCAAUAUUUAUUAAUUUGUUUGCAUCUAAUUUUGUUUUUAAAUUCGAAAGAAAUAAUACUUCAUUUGGUAUGAUAUGUUCUAAUAUAUCUUUUACAAUAUGUGCCAAUUAUCAUGCACCAUAUUUUGAAUUAUUAAAGGAUACUAAUGAAGAUGCUUUUUCUGUUAUUGCAUCUUUGCAGCCUGGAGCAAAUAUAGUUUGUUUGCUUCAUGGUAUUUUAGUACCCUUUCAAGUAUUGGAAAUAACCUCAAAUCUUACAGGUUUUAAAGAAUACCAAAAACUUCAAUUUGAUAUUUUGCAGAAUAAAUUUUGCAGAUUAUGCAAUGGAGGUUCUUUUUUGAUUCAAUGCUCAGCAAUAUAUCCCAAAAAUAUAACAACUGAUAUUGUUUCUAUUUCAAUUAGUGCAAAUAUUUUCAAUAAAAAAGUGAGUGGCGCUGAGAAUGUUACCGCAGUUUAUGGAGUUAAUGACAGUAAUUCUAUUUUAGUCUCUUGGAAAUAUUCCUUAUUUUGCCCUGAAAACUACACUCAAGUGAAAAUUUAUUUAACAUUAGAAGAUCAGCUAACAAUUAAAACAGUACCUGCAAAUGAAACAUUCUUGUUAAUAGAUAAUUUGUCUCCAAGCUCUGAAUAUUUUAUUGAAGUUCAAUUGUUAACAGAUCAUUGUGAGAGUGAAAAAAGUUCGAUUUUAAAAAUGACUACCAUGCCAGGAGUCCCAUCGCCACCCAUUAAUUUGUUUAUUGUAUUUACAGGAUCAGUCUUACAGUUAUCUUGGGAUGCUCCUAUUUACAAUUAUAAUAAAAUCUUUUAUAAUGUAACUUUGCUUGGAUACAAACCAUUUGAUAGCUUAUAUCAUUCAAUAAGAUGGUUUAUUACUCAAUCAACCAGUUUGCAAAAUAUUUCUGCUUCACCUGAAAACAUUUACAAUGUUACUGUAGUUGCAUUUAACCAUCGUCAUACAAGUAAUCCUUUAUUUGGAAAAGCAGCAUCUAUGGAUUUCAAAAGAUUGUGUGAUCCUGCUCCAAUUCAACCAACAAUUAGCGAAAUAACCCCUAACUCAGUUACAAUUAAUAUUAAAGCAGUAAACAAUAGUAAUUGUUCAAUUUCAUAUUAUCAGAUUAUAGUUAGUGAAACCAUUUAUUUCCCUUCAAACAAUGAAAGUUUUGGUUCUUAUGAUGUAGCAAAAGCCACCGGCAAAAGGCAAUAUAUUAGCAAACAAAUAGAACUAUUUCAAGAACAAUGUCAUGUAACAAUUGGUGAUAAUUCAAAUAACACAUAUUGGAGUCCUCCUUUAAAACCCAGUUCCUCAUAUCUUAUUUUUGUUCGUUUUAUAAGCAUAUGGACAGAUUUUAUUUUAUUCAGUUCACUAUCAAAAUCUAUUUCAUUUUUAACAGAAAAAGAACUUAAUUUGACUUUAAGUGUUAAAAGUGUUGCACCUGAUUCGUUGCUAUUAUAUAUUAUGAAACCAUCAAAUGUAUUUUUUUAUCAAGUUAUUGUUUCACUUGAUGAGCUUUCUUUGUGUUCUGAUUUAUAUGCUUCUUAUCAGGUUUCCACUUUAAUGAACUCAAGGUGUUACAUGGCUCAUAAUCGAUCUUUAGGGUUUAAUGACUCUCUUAUUUUUGUAGGAAGUGAAACCACUCUAAAUGGUUACUUUGAUCGUUCAUUAAGCGAUAAUGUUACAUAUUACAUUUAUUUUAGAUAUGGAAUUUAUGAAAACUUGCUUACAAGAUACAGUAAUUUCCAAUAUGUUGUAAAAGAAAGUUUAGCUAAGAAAACAAAAAUCAAAAUGUUUGUGGAUGACAUAACUUCAUAUGGAUUUGUUUUAAGAUUGUCCGCAUCAAACUUUAAUUCUGGUUAUAUUCAGAUUUUAGGUGUAAAACUUAAAUACAAUGAUUCUUUUACAAAUUCUUUAUACUAUUUAUUACCUGUUACUUAUGAAGAAGCUAUUAAAAAUGAUAAUCAGAUACCAUUUUUAGCAGGAGAAUUUUCUACAAAUGACCUACAAAGUGAAGUCAAAUUUCUCUUUGGUUUUUCACCUCAAUUAUUUCGUAUUCGCAGAAGUAAUAAUUAUUUUAGUGAACCUUUAGAAAGAAAUAGAUUUUAUAGCAUAUUUGCCACAACUCAAUUGCUUAAUGGUGUUUUGGAAGUUGUUAUGCCGGCAACAAAGCCAUUUAAAUUUGGAGAAGUUUAUCCCAAUGAUUUAAGUUAUCUUAAUUUAUUUGAUGUUUUGCCUACCCUUUCUUCUGCUACACUUUCUUCUGCUACCCUUUCUUCUGCUACCCUUUUGUAUGAUAAUUCUACUUCUCCUACUUCUACUCCUACUUCUCCCACCACAACUUCAGACAUUUCUAGUGGUGCCAAAGCCGCUAUCAUUUCAGCAUCUGUUGGUGUUGUCAUAUUGGGAUUUUUGAUUUGGAUUUUGUACAAAAUUCGCAAAUACAGAAAUAAUAACUCACAAAAUAGCAAACAAAGAAAUCCAAAUACUUCUGGAUUAGGCAAUUCAUCUAUUGUAGAAGGUACAAAUACACUUACAUUAGGUAAACCUAAUAUGACAUAUGAAACAGAACAUAGUGAUUUUUGUAAUGAAUCAUUUGUUCUUCAUUAUGAAGUUGAUAAAAAAUUUCCAUCAGUUCUGAUGACAAACUUUAAGAACUAUGUUGAAUCGUCAAAGUUAAAUAAAAUGUUAAACAAACAGUUUGAACAGCUUAAUGAUGCCAGUUAUUUUGUGUGCUCUCAUGGUAAAGAUGCUGCAAAUUCUCAUAAAAAUAGGUAUGAAAAGUGUCUUCCGACUGAUAGAAGCAGGUUUAUUUUAAAAGAUGAUAGAACUGAUGGUUCUUCUGAUUACAUCAAUGCAAGCAUUAUUAGUAGCUAUAAAAAGAAUAAUGGUUAUAUAGCAACACAAGCUCCCCUUCCAGCUACCAUUAAAGAUUUCUGGAACAUGUUAUGGCAGAGUAAAUCUGCAACAAUUGUAAUGCUGUGUAAAAGAAUUGAGCACGGGGUUGCUAAUGCUCAACUAUACUGGCCUAACCUAAAUCAAGAAGAAAAGUAUGGCAAGAUACAUGUCAAAAAUAAUAGUUAUGAAAAACUUAAUGGGUAUGUCAUACAUACAUUUGAAGUGCAGAAAAAACCAGAAACACCUCGGAAAGUUAAACUUUUUCACUUUAUUGAAUGGCCGGAUAUGAGUGUUCCAAAAUGUAUUGACCAUUUAUUAACAUUCAGAGAAGAUAUACAUAAAUGGGCAGACAAAUUUGUUGAGCCAUUAAUAGUUCACUGCAGUGCAGGUGUUGGUCGUAGUGGUACUUUUAUUACUAUUGAUGCGUUGUUAGAAAAUUUAGGAUCCAGUUUAACAAUUGAUGUUUUUAAUUUUGUCAACUAUCUUCGGUCUUGUCGACCCCAAUCUGUUGAAACUUUCGAGCAAUAUGAAUUUAUUCAUGAUGUCAUUUUGUACUACAUCGAUAAAUAUAGUUUUAAAGUCAGUAAAGAAAAUGUUCACAAAACGUAUCAAAAUUUAAAAAAAGUCGACCCUGUUACCGGUGAGGACGGGUUUACCAAAUACUUUAAAUUGCUUAAUCGUCAGCUCGAUUUACCAAUCACAGUUGCAAACAAGCCUGUGCAUGAACUAAAAAACCGAUAUUCAGAUAAACUUCCUCUAGAUGAAUAUCGUGUUCAAUUAUUAAUUACUGGAUUGACUCUUGACGAAACUUACAUAAACGCUACUAAUGUCAAUGACUGGAUCAUUUCCACUCAAUCGCCAUUAGAAAGUACGAUUAAAGACUUUUGGUUAAUGAUUUUGUGCAAAAACGUAAAAACUAUUCUUAUGCUAAACGAAUUAAAAGAAAAUGAUAACAUUUACAUAAAGUAUUAUCCAAACAAACAAAAAGCAUUCGAUUAUGGUACAUUUACAAUUGAACUUAAAAGCAAGACCAUCUUAAACCAAUGUCUAAUACGAAGAUGUUUUACCAUUAAAACUGCUGACAACGAAGUAUUUAUAGUUAAUCAUUACCAAGUAAAGUUUUUUAAAAUUAAUGAUUAUAAUAGAGUUGGUAUUAUAAAUGCUUUAAAGUUGAUGAAUUAUCAAGAAGGCGAAACUAUUGUUGUUCAUUGUGAUGACGGUUUUGGAAGAACAGGCAGCAUUAUUGCUGUUAUACAGAUCAUUUAUGAAAUUAGCAAACACGGUGAGUGUAACAUAAUGAAAAUCUUAAAUGCACUUCUUAGCCGAAGUCCUUUUUACUUAGAAAAAGAAUGCCAUUAUAAAUUUAUAUAUACUGUGUUAGACGAGUUUUAUGCGCCGAAUGAAGAGGUUGUGUCGUAAUGUUUUUGAGAAUUUUGAUUAUUUAUGAGUUAUUAGUUUUGGGAAAGACUGAACACAUUUUUCAUACGACAUUUUUACAAGUAGAUAUUAUUACAAGUAAACAUGCUUUACAUACAAAUAGGCUUUUUCGCAAGGACUAAAUUUUCAUAUAUCAAUAUUUGGAGAAAGGUUUUGUAUUGAAUAUAAAUAUCGAGGUUUGGGGAGUUAGGUGGUUAGGGGGGUAAAAUUUUAAAAAUUGGAGUAUAAAUUAUUUUAUAAUAAAAUUAUUGUUAUUUUUAUAAGAAUUGUAUAUAACAUUUUCUAUUGAUUGUGUUUUUAUAUCGUUUAUCAAAAGUUGUCUGUAUCAAAA